Messenger RNA from Rosa rugosa (rugosa rose), 2005 nucleotides. Its product is annotated as calcium-dependent protein kinase 1. Lineage: Eukaryota; Viridiplantae; Streptophyta; Magnoliopsida; Rosales; Rosaceae. The coding region runs from base 95 to 1645 and encodes 516 amino acids. The transcript is spliced from 8 exons. The record is from RefSeq and is a predicted model, not a curated record. Gene Ontology annotation, molecular function: calcium ion binding; ATP binding; calcium/calmodulin-dependent protein kinase activity. Gene Ontology annotation, biological process: intracellular signal transduction; peptidyl-serine phosphorylation; protein autophosphorylation. Gene Ontology annotation, cellular component: nucleus; cytoplasm.
GUUUUCAGCUUUCAGACAAAGACACACUGUACCUACCUCUCUUUCUUUCCCUGUCCUAACAUCUCUCCCUUGACCCGCCGUUGACCCUCUCCAAAUGGGCGGCAACUGCAGCACCGCCGCCGGAGACGCUCCCGAUCCCCGCCCCUCCAACGGCCACGUCCAGGUCCUCCCCCCAAAUGCCGCCCCGACCCGACCCGCCCCGCCCAAACCCCACACCACCGCCCCAACCACCACCACCGCCAUCGGCCGCGUCCUCGGCAAGCCCAUGGAGGACGUCCGCUCCACCUACACCUUCGGCCGCGAGCUCGGCCGCGGCCAAUUCGGCGUCACCUACCUCGUGACUCACAAAGAGACCAAGCAGCAGUUCGCCUGCAAAUCCAUCGCUACUCGGAAGCUGAUCAACCACGACGACGUGGAGGACGUCCGCCGUGAGGUCCAGAUCAUGCACCACCUCACCGGCCACCGCAACAUCGUCGAGCUCAAGGGCGCGUACGAGGACCGCCACUCGGUCAACCUGGUCAUGGAGCUCUGCGCCGGCGGCGAGCUUUUCGAUAGGAUCAUCGCCAAGGGCCACUAUUCGGAGCGGGCGGCGGCGAAUCUCUGCCGUCAGAUGGUGACCGUCGUGCAUUACUGUCACUCUAUGGGGGUGUUUCACAGGGACUUGAAGCCGGAGAAUUUCUUGCUGUUGAGUAAGGAUGAGGACUCGCCGCUCAAGGCCACCGAUUUCGGACUCUCCGUGUUCUUCAAGCCCGGAGAUGUAUUCAAGGAUCUUGUGGGAAGUGCUUACUAUGUUGCCCCUGAAGUGCUGCGCAGGCGGUAUGGAGCUGAGGCUGAUAUUUGGAGUGCUGGAGUGAUACUAUACAUUCUACUUAGUGGGGUCCCACCAUUCUGGGGAGAGAAUGAACAGGGUAUCUUUGAUGCUAUUCUUCGGGGUCACAUUGAUUUCUCAUCUGAUCCUUGGCCUUCCAUAUCCAGCAGUGCCAAAGAUCUUGUGAAGAAAAUGCUUCGAGCUGAUCCAAAGGAACGGCUUGCAGCAGUGGAUGUCCUUAAUCAUCCAUGGAUGCGAGAAGAUGGCGAUGCAUCUGAUAAACCUCUUGAUAUUGCUGUUUUAUCUAGAAUGAAACAGUUCAGGGCAAUGAACAAACUCAAGAAAGUUGCAUUGAAGGUAAUUGCAGAAAAUCUUUCUGAAGAGGAAAUCAUAGGCUUGAAGGAAAUGUUUAAAUCAAUGGACACAGAUAACAGUGGAACAAUUACAUUUGAAGAGUUAAAAGCGGGCCUUCCAAAGCUGGGUACCAAGCUUUCUGAGUCUGAAGUGAGACAGUUGAUGGAAGCGGCUGAUGUUGAUGGCAAUGGAACAAUUGAUUACAUUGAGUUUAUAACCGCUACUAUGCACAUGAACAGAAUGGAUAGAGAGGACCAUUUAUACACAGCCUUUGAAUAUUUCGACAAGGACAAGAGCGGGUACAUCACGAUGGAAGAAUUGGAGCAAGCACUUAAGAAGUAUAAUAUGGGUGAUGAACAAACGAUUAAGGAAAUCAUCGCAGAAGUUGACACAGACCUUGAUGGAAGGAUCAACUAUGAUGAGUUUGUUGCCAUGAUGAGGAAAGGAAAUCCUGAGUUGGUCACAAACAGAAGAAGAAAGUAACAGAGAUCAACUGUUUUUGCUCUGCUAGCUCAAGCAGUUUGUUAUUUUUGAGGUUACACUCGAGAUGUCAUGCUCUAUACCAGUUUAAUGGCUUGGGAUUGCAAGAAGUCUUUUCGCGUGCCGUCUGUGGGAGAGAUUUGCUCGGUCGGUUAUUUGGAGGAUGAUUCUACUGUUUUGUGCAGGCAGAUUUCUUCGGUAAUUUUGUGUUGCAAUAGAGGUGGCACUUCUUGAAUACAAGUACUGUAGUACUACUUGUCCCUCUCUAUUGGCUGUUUUAUUACAGAACUGAGAUUGGAACCUCUCUCUCUGACCUUUUGUGACCUUUUGUAUUACAGAACUAUUGGCUGUUUUAUACAAAAA